Phoenix dactylifera (date palm) is the source of this 2199-nucleotide messenger RNA. RefSeq names its product NAC domain-containing protein 72-like. Gene Ontology annotation, biological process: regulation of DNA-templated transcription. The record is from RefSeq and is a predicted model, not a curated record. Gene Ontology annotation, molecular function: DNA binding. Lineage: Eukaryota; Viridiplantae; Streptophyta; Magnoliopsida; Arecales; Arecaceae.
AUGGCCAUGAACCAUGCCAUCACGGUAUCUCCUUACAUUCAGAUAAAACCCCAACCGAAAUCAUUGGUAGAGAGGGUUUCGAGGUGGCGGAGGGAGAGGGAAGGCCGAAGAAGGCACGAGGGAUAAGAGAAGACCACCCUGCUUACGGCCUUGGCUGCUCGCCUUGCCCGCCCGGCCGUCUCCUCUCCGGCAGCAUCACCUACAACGGCUGGCCCUUCUCCAACCCGCUCGGCGCAAUAUGGCCUUCUCCAUCCUCUACCCCCACCUCACCGUCUCCGAGACCCUCCUCUACACCGCCCUCCGCCUCCCGCACACCCUUUCCUGCCCUGAGAAGGCCGCCCAGGCCGAGGAGGUCAUGGCCGAGCUCGGCCUCCUCAGCUGCCUCAUCAGCAUGACUGGCGGGCCCCUCGUGUGUGGGAUCACCGGCGGGGAGCGCAAGUGGGUCAACAUCGGCCAGGAGCCGCUCAUCAAUCAUAGCAUACUGCGACUCGACGAGCCUACCUCCGGCCUCGACUCCACCAUCGCUGGCCAGAUCGUGAGCAGCAUCGCCGACUUCACCUAGGGGGAGGACCGUGGUGAUGACCAUCCACCUGCCCUCCAGCCGGUUCUUCUACAUGUUCCACAAUAUCCUGCUGCUCUCCGACGGCCACACCGUCUACUUCUUCAAGGGCUUCGAUGCCAUGAACUAUUUCGCCAGCAUCGGGUACACCUCUUCUCCGGCCGCCGCAUUCUGAUUCCCGCCCAGUCGAACCCUCCGACCCUGAAGGCCGACUUCGAUGGCGGAAGGAGAACCAAGCAAUCGAUUCGUCCCCAAAUCGAACUCCGACGUCCCCAAAUCGAUUCGUCGCCAAAUCGAUUCAUCGCGUAACUCGCGUUCUCUCUCUCACGCAGGUGAUGGGCUUAGGCCUCGGCCUGCUCGGUUUUGGGCUUUGAAACUGUGAGACGGGCCGCUCGCGUCUCAGGAUUUCAUCUCCCUAGACGGGCCGAGCCGUCCUCGCUCUUUGGAAAUUUCCUUGAUAUUUUCCCAGUAUGCUUGAUUCCGAGUCUAACUCGGAUUAUCUAAAAGACCUUUCUGAAUUCGGCAAAGGAGAGAGAAAGACUUCUGCUAUAAAUGAGAGCGAGCGGGAAAAAAAAACCAACGAAUAGAAAAACACAAAGUGGGCAGAGAUGGAGGAAGAUGAAGGCAUUGGAAACGUUGCGCCUAGCCACCACUUCAGGCCUUUUCCUAAGGAGCUGGUGGAAUUCUACCUUCGGCCUAGAUUGUUGAACCAACCCCUACCAUGCCAGGCUAUCAAAGAGUUGAACAUCUACGAUUUCCACCCCAGGGAUAUCUUAGGCAAUACACCUGCCGGUAAGCAUUUGUAUUUCUUCACUCUAAGAAAAAUGAAAUAUCCUAAUGGAACAAGGCCUGCUCGUGGAACAAAUGGGGGAUAUUGGAAGGCCUCGGAAAAAGAUCAGAUCAUCAGAGAUAAGGAUGCAAAGGAGAUUGGUUGCAAGAAGUUUCUUGUCUUCCAUGAAGGGCACCAAGGUAAUGGAACAAGAACAAGAUGGCUGAUGCAAGAGUACACAGUUAAGGAAUUUUGGUUCUCUACCGACCAAAACAAGGAUGAGCUUGGCGCUCUGGCUUUGUGUGAAAUAUACUUAAAGCCAACACGAAAUCAGUCCAGGGAUGGCGAGCUUCAAGUGGAUGAACAGGAAGUGGAGGAAGAAGGAUCACCAUCUCAUUCUUCGGAUAACAUAUUUGCUGAUCGUCGAGUUGGGCCACGUCCACCUCCAUGGAACAAUGGCAAGGACGCCCCAGUCGCUUCUACGAGUGGGUGCCCAUCAGCAUUCGGCCCGGUCCAUCCAUGCCAUCCAUGGGCUACAUUAAUCUCGGCUGCCGCAACAUUGUGUCAAUUCCCCAAUCCAGCCUCAGGCCCGGGGGUUCUCAUGCUAUGGGGGGUUAUCGUAGCAAUCAUCAGAUCAGGCUAUUACCUGCUCAUCACAAAACACCAUGGGGCGUUUUCAUUUUCAAAUGCCACGCCGCCUGUUUUCAUUUUCAAAUGCGCUAAAGCGCCCGGCCAUUUUCGUUCUCAAACGCGCACGCAGACCGAGACUCGGCGGCAAGCGCAUUUAAUUUUUCUUACAAUCCCCAACAAAAAUUAUUUUUUAAAAAUAAUUUUAGAAUCAAAAUAAAAUGCUGGAUAUCUUAUAUUAUGU